Molecule: messenger RNA, 708 nt
Organism: Colletotrichum navitas
Lineage: Eukaryota; Fungi; Ascomycota; Sordariomycetes; Glomerellales; Glomerellaceae
Product: cholera enterotoxin subunit A2
Exons: 1
Coding region: 1-708 (235 amino acids)
Molecular function (GO): toxin activity
Source: RefSeq, a predicted model, not a curated record
AUGGGUAUGCGACAAAAUCUGUUCGUCUUGUUCAACCUGGUCUCUCUUUGUGUCUUUUCGGGAGAGGCUGCAUUCCUAAGAAGCGAUCCCAAAUUCGUCUGGCGCGGUGCCGGCAGGUCUCCUCAAGAGAUCAAGGCAGCCGGCGGCUUCGUGCCCAAAGGUCUCACUGCAGUCGGAGAGGUAGCCCCCAGCAUUAGCCUUUGGAACCAUGUUGACAUCCCCGAGGAGUAUGACGAGGAGGGAAACCGCAUAGGCCUUGGUUCAACCCGAGAUGAUGACGGCUACACUUCAUUCACUUCAUCGUUCCUCUUGGCCCUUGGUCAUGCCUUCUUCUCGCGACAGCAGGAAACGACAUGGAUCUACAGGGUCAAAACGACUCCCAACAUGAUUGAUGUUACGAAGACGCUGGGCAAAUACAACGUUUACUUUGAAGAAGAUGAGUAUGCAGCCUUAGGAGGUGUCAAGUGGGACCAGAUAGUCUCCUGGCGCAAGAUCGACAGAAGUAACCUUCAAAGCUUUAGCUGGCUAUUGCCAAUCAAGAACCCGGAUUAUAAUGAAAUACGAUACAGCGGAUUCCGGACUGGCGGCGCACAGUAUGGCCUUGCCGGCUUUCCUCCAAACCAUAAGGCAUGGUGGGAGGACCCGUGGAAACAGUUCAGGCCUUGCUCGGCAGAGCAAGGCACGGUACGCGUCCAAAACCCCAUGUGA